GUCUUUAUAAUAUGUGUAAAUAUAUUCUUAUAAUAUUGUCUUUUCUUUCUAAUUUAAAAUUUCUUAAUAUGUUUGUUAUAUCAAUGCAUGGAAUACUUGAGACCAACAAGUUGGUAGGACCAAAUUUUGAUGAUUGGUACAGAAAUUUCAGAAUUGUUCUCAUGCAUGAAAAGCUUAUUGAUAUAAUUGAUAAGUCUGCCAAGGAAGUCCCAGAUGAGGAUGAUGAUAAUGCUACCAAGAUUUAUCAGAAAUACUUGGAAGAAUGUCUUACUACUAAAUGCAUCAUUCUCGCUUCUAUGAGUUCUGAGCUCCAGAGGAAACAUCAGGAUAUGGAUCCAACUGAAAUUAUUGAACAUCUUAAGAAGAUGUUUGGUACACAAAGCAGGACAGCUAGAUACCAACUAUCUAAGGCUUUAUUUGGAUCCAAAUUGACUGGAAACUCUCCAGUUGGACCCUAUGUCAAUCAUAUGAUUGAUCUUAUUGAAGAAAUUGAGAAGUUGGGGUGCAAACUGGGUAAAGAGUUUUCUCAAGAUUUGAACUUGCAGUCACUCUCUGAAUCAUUUUCACAAUUUAUUAUUAAUUUUAAUAUGCAUAAAAUGGAUUGUGAUCUUCAUGAGAUACUUAACAUGCUAAUUGAUUAUGAGAAUCAACUUGCAUCUGAGAAAAAGAAAGGAAUUGUCAUGUUGGUUGGAAACUCAUCUAAAAAGAAGUGUAAGGGUAAAAAUAAACCCAAGAAGAAGCCUAAUGCGCCUAAGGGUGGUAUGACCAAACCCAAAGGCAAAGGAGGCAAAGCUGACCAAUCUGAUGCUGAAUUUUUCCAUUGUAAGAAGAUAGAACAUUGGAAGAAAAACUGCCAGGAGUAUCUGGCAACUCUAAAUGACAAGAAACAAGGAGUUCCAAAUAAGUAGAAGGUUAAAGAAAGGAGAAAUUAAUCUACAAGUUGAAAAUGAUGCAAAAGUUGUGGUCGUAGCUAUAGGAUCAAUUUCUUUAAUAAUGCCUACGGGCAAAGUACUUAUGUUGGAUGAUUGUUAUUACGUUCCUAAAUUUGUUUCGAACAUAAUUUUAGCUUCUACGUUAGACAA
Molecule: messenger RNA, 1082 nt
Organism: Nicotiana tabacum (common tobacco)
Lineage: Eukaryota; Viridiplantae; Streptophyta; Magnoliopsida; Solanales; Solanaceae
Source: RefSeq, a predicted model, not a curated record